AUGUCGCCGACGAGCCUGGCGAACAGGGCGACGCUGAGAGACCGCAACGCACGGCUCCGUCGUGUCCCGCUGCACCGGCGCUUUGCGGCGACUGUCGCCCGUCUCCCUCGUCGCGCCCGGGGAAUCCUCGCCCUCGCCCUUCUCCUGCUCGUCUGGCGGUUCCAUGCAGCGCAUGCGGCGCAUUCUACCACACACUCGCAGUCUUCAGACCUCCGCAAACCACGAACGAGCGCCAAAUCGGUCCUGUUCGUCCCCACUCAGCCUCGACACCCCUCUGCUCGGCUUCACUUCGCCAAUGGCGCCGUUCAAGACGUCUUUGCGCGGACGCUGUUGGAGAACGACUCGGUCAUCGAGCCUUACGAGGACGUUUGGGAGGCAAGCGAGGUCGUGCGGGUGGAGCUGCCAGGCGGUGGAGUGUUACGGACGCAGGAUGAAGCGGGCAAAACGGGUUUGCUGGAGGUGGGAGACGACGGAAAAUGCCUCGGACCGUCAUGCAGGGAGGCUCGGGGGAUCAGGCUGGAGUUAGACGUCGCGGUAGGCUUGCGGGCGCUUCGAGAUUCAGACCCCUCACAACCUGCGAUCCUGAUGUUUCCCUCGGACUUGCCAAUCGGCCCAGCAGACGUCACCCUGGUCACCCAGUUCUCCGUCUCUCGCCUCUCCCGCUUUGAGCGGAUGCUGCAAACCUGGGACGGUCCCAUGUCAGCAGCGGUCUACCUGGUAGACGAGGAAGACAUCCAGACACUCGAUUCGCACCUAUCUUCGCCAACCUUGUCGCCCAGAUGGCAGCGAGUCGCGCUCACCAUCGUCAAGCCCGACUACUCGAUCACCGAAGAUGCGCUGCUCUCACGGCUGCGUUACCCUAUCAACCGACUACGCAACCUCGCCCUCUCGCUCGCCCCUUCGCCGUACACCCUGGUUGUCGACGUCGACUUCGUCCCCUCGCCAAAUAUGCACUCGAUCCUCUCCUCCCGCGCCAUCCCGCUCAUCAACCGCCCAUCUGUGCGCAAGUCGCGCUCGCCGACUCUGCGGAGAACAGCCAUUGUCAUCCCGACUUUUGUUCUCGCGUCCUCGUUCGCUGGCACUUUCCCGACCACGAUCGAAGAGCUCGAAUCGCUCUACACGUCUGUGCCGCAAUUCGCGAGCCUGACCGACGCGAACGCCGGACACGGACCGACCUCGCCCUCUCGCCUCUUCAGCUCGCCGGCGCAAUCCUCCAGUCUAUCCGCCAUCGACCCAGCCUGGUCGUAUGAAGUCUGCUACGAGCCGCAGUGGGAGCCUUACUAUCUCCUUCACCGCGCUUCUCACCCUCUCUACGACGAGCGGUUCACCGAUCAGGGCGGCGAUAAGCAGUCGCACACGCUGCUGCUCAAUGCGCUCGGCUACGAGUUCCGCAUAUUGCGGGACGUAUGGGUCAUCCACCCUCCGAAGACGGAUCGCAAGGAGGAAGAGUGGCCCGCGGCAAGGCUCGUACAGCGUGCAGGAAAGGCGGACGGUAGUGCGGCAGACGUGAAGGGCGCCGAGGAAGCAGGCGAAGAUGCGGACGACCACUUCAACCUUGUCGCGCAGCGCGACGAAACCCGCUUCCGCUACUUCCAGGACUUCCUGCCGGAGAUGGAGAACGCAUGGGGCGGGAACGUGCGGUAUCCGCGAGGAUGUGCGGCGAGAGUGAUGGCAGGUCGAUGGAGCUUUGGCAAGGCGAGAGCAGGAACGGUAUUUGGCUUGUAG
Rhodotorula toruloides NP11 is the source of this 1725-nucleotide messenger RNA. Its product is annotated as beta-1,3-N-acetylglucosaminyltransferase, glycosyltransferase family 49 protein. The coding region runs from base 1 to 1725 and encodes 574 amino acids. The record is from RefSeq and is a predicted model, not a curated record. Gene Ontology annotation, biological process: protein O-linked glycosylation via mannose. The transcript is spliced from 2 exons. Gene Ontology annotation, molecular function: glucuronosyltransferase activity; xylosyltransferase activity. Lineage: Eukaryota; Fungi; Basidiomycota; Microbotryomycetes; Sporidiobolales; Sporidiobolaceae.